AUGACGGCCCCAUUCCCGCAAGAAGCUUACGAAAUCACAACCCCGCGUCUCAUCAUCCGCAGUGCUGUGCCUGAAGAUGGCGAGGCACUCUACAACCUCCUCUCAACGCCUGAGAACCAACCCUUUGGUACAGUGCAACCCGAUAUCUCGCCAGAGAGCAUGAGCGCCCGCAUUGGGCGCUGGAAACCCAUGACCGUCGCCGGCGUGAACGCGUUCAUGAUGGUGACUCUCCGCGAGACAGGCCAGGUCAUCGGCAACGGCGGGUAUAACUGCUUCGAGGACGCGGAAGGUAACUCCGUCGCUCGGCAGGAGGGGGACACGGAACCCCGAGGCCGCCCGUACCUCACCGAUACGGGCGUUGUGCUCGAUCACCGGUACUGGGGCAAGGGAUAUGGACGGGAGACAUUGUGUGCCAAGGUUGAUUACGCAGUUGAAGCGCUUGGGUGCAGUGUUGUGCGUGUCGAGACGGCUGAUGAUAAUCAACCGUGGAGAGCUCUUAUGGCUUCUCUUGGCCUGGCGCCUCUUGAGACGAAGGGACCUGUUAGCUAUGAUGAAAAGAUUAUUGGGUGGGUGUACAGGAUUGAUGCGGAGACUUGGAGAGCAACAAGGGAUGACUUGAAAAAGAGAGGAAAGUGGCCGCUAUAG
Messenger RNA from Colletotrichum truncatum, 645 nucleotides. RefSeq names its product gcn5-related n-acetyltransferase. The record is from RefSeq and is a predicted model, not a curated record. Lineage: Eukaryota; Fungi; Ascomycota; Sordariomycetes; Glomerellales; Glomerellaceae. Gene Ontology annotation, molecular function: acyltransferase activity, transferring groups other than amino-acyl groups.